Messenger RNA from Ostertagia ostertagi, 198 nucleotides. Lineage: Eukaryota; Metazoa; Nematoda; Chromadorea; Rhabditida; Trichostrongylidae. The record is from the annotation of a GenBank genome assembly.
AUGAACAAACGAAAGGCUCUGGAGGAGUUAGCGGAUAAGGAGGGCGAAGCCAGCAUUACUAAACCGGAGUCCUGGGGCGGCUAUCUGCUAUCACCGGACUAUUUUGAAUUUUGGCAAGGUCAAAGUGAUCGGCUGCAUGAUCGACUUGAAUUCAAGAAAAAUGGCGAAGAAUGGACGAUGCGGAGACUUUCACCUUAA